AAAUUAUAUCGUUACCCCCCUUGAAUAAUAUUCUUUCCGACCCUGUACAAUCGAAUUGGUAUUCUUAUUGUAUGUUUAGGUUUUUUCCUUGUCUAUCAUAUGCAAUUGUGUUAUUUUGACUAGUUUGCAUGGUUGAGUGUCCUUGAAUUAAUAUGUAUGGUCAUCAUCAUUGUUCUCGCAAUUAUUGCAAUAGUUGCUUUUUCAACCGUAUUACAUAAUGCUGCUGUUGGAAUUAUUUUUAGUGUGAUUAUUCUUGUUAUAGCAGCUAUUACAUCUAUUCUAACAGUAUGCGUUUAUUUUUAAUUUCUUUAGUUUCAUUUGAUAUUGCUUUUCUUAGAUAUUGACAGUUAUUUUUUCAUUUAAAUUGGCCAAAUUACUUAAAUUGCAUGAAGCUUAUCAAUUCGUCUAGAAUUAAACACGUACAUACUUCGAGAUGAUCUCUUUAUUAUGACUAAAAUUUUUAUUUGGUUAAUCGAAUGAGUUGUAUUUAUUGAGCUAAAUAUUCUUAAUCAUUUUGAAUAAAAGAAUUGAACAUCAUCAUGAAAGUCAAUCAAAAACGUCAUAAUAAAUAGAAGAAAAUAGAGCACAUGAAAAACCGAAGACUUGUGUAGUUUAAGAGACAAUCUACGAAACGAUCACCCAAGCAGGGUGCCGAAAAAAUUUACUUUUUGAAAUGGCAUAUAUAGUUGAAAAGAGCGCAAAAAGUUAUCCAUAAACCCAAAGUUUUAGAUUUUUCUGACCACGUCUUGGGUGACUUCCGAGAUCUGAGUUUUUCAGCUUUUCGAACGACAUAUUAAAAAAAUUAGCAAUUUUUGACAUUUUUUUUUUCGGAGAUGUUUUCAACUCUAAAAGGUGACCCAAACUACAUAGGGUAGUCAAAAAUUUCUGCAAACUGCUGUCUAAAAUUUCAUCCUAGUUGGUUUUAUUCCUCAUGUUGACCUUUUCUAGUAGUGACAUCUCUUAUGUAUUAAAAUACCAAUACGAAGUUUCACAAAUGUCUAUUAUGGCAAAUUUCCAACGAAUUUUUUAACACCUUGGUUUUCAGAUGGAAAACAGUACAUACGCUCAUAUGUAAAAACUCGUUUGUUAUUAGGUUUAACAGCUACACAAAUUCAUGAUGAAUUAACUACUGCUUAUCGACAUGGUGUAGUUUCAUAUUGUACAGUUACUCGAUGGAUUCAACGAUUUUCAAAUGAGCGAGAAUCCUUGGAAGAUAAUCCUCGAAGUGGUUGUCCAAUAACCACCAAUACUCAACAAAAUAUUGAUGCUGUUAAAGAUCUGGUGAAUGAUGAUCUACAUAUUAGUAUUGAUUAUAUUGCUACCAUCUCAGACAUGUCUAUUACUUGUGCUAUCGUGAUGAAUGUUUAA
This is a messenger RNA of Rotaria sp. Silwood1, 1368 nucleotides long. The record is from the annotation of a GenBank genome assembly. NCBI's taxonomy places the organism in Eukaryota, Metazoa, Rotifera, Eurotatoria, Philodinida, Philodinidae.